CGGGGGGUGGCGGUACUCGGCGAGAAAGGAGGGUGAAGAGCGAGAGACGGGGGAACGAGCGAGGACCUUUCCAGCGUCAUCAUUAUCGUCACACUCAAGUAACACCAUGCCCGCCAUCACUCCUCACUCAGCGCCGGGGAAGGGGGGCAAACCACGGGGAGGCCGACAGGAUCGCAGCGGGUGCCAGAUUCCGGGGCAAAUGAACGAUGCGAUCUCCACCGUCCAUACUGCCACUACCGACCGCCCGGGGGCACACCGUCGUUGUCACUGCCACAUGCGGUGGUGUUGAAAGUGUUUGCCUCCCCCACGGUGCCUGUUUCAGCCCUUCAAUCAAUCAAUCAUCAAUUGCCGUCUCCUCGCUCUCCAAUCUCCAGCGCUCGCCCCUCCACUUCCCCCUCCCCCCCCAUUAUUCCCAUCGAUUUCUCUCUACCCCAGACAGAUCGUAUCAUUAUCGCCCAGCAACGCUGUUCCCCCACCCCGGUGGGUAUUCCUCUGUGCGGUUGAGGAUCGACGAGGCGGCCUAUUGGAUCUCAGACUCCGCCCACGAUAGUGGCAUUUUCCGAGGCGUCCGCUUUCGAAUCUCACCUUCACAGCAACUUUGCCCGCCGCGACCAGUCAAAUCCGAUCGCGAACACCCCUCGCAUUGUCUCCAACCUUUCUCAACAUUAGAACCAAUCGUACCGUCCACUUAUCUAGGAGGCGUCUACAGCGCGGUUUCUGUUUACUGGAUAGAUCUGCUCAGUACUCUUCCUGGUUGAUCCUCUCUUCGCCACCCUCGCAACCUGCCCGGAUUUCGUUGAUGAGUCUACUUCACCGCUUGUCAACUCCCGACCACUACCUGACCUCUUGACCGUAACGCGGA
Aspergillus ibericus CBS 121593 is the source of this 862-nucleotide messenger RNA. RefSeq lists its product as uncharacterized. Bases 207 to 758 code for a protein of 183 amino acids. The transcript is spliced from 3 exons. NCBI's taxonomy places the organism in Eukaryota, Fungi, Ascomycota, Eurotiomycetes, Eurotiales, Aspergillaceae. The record is from RefSeq and is a predicted model, not a curated record.